Messenger RNA from Gossypium raimondii (Peruvian cotton), 1122 nucleotides. RefSeq lists its product as uncharacterized. Gene Ontology annotation, cellular component: endoplasmic reticulum. Bases 362 to 832 code for a protein of 156 amino acids. NCBI's taxonomy places the organism in Eukaryota, Viridiplantae, Streptophyta, Magnoliopsida, Malvales, Malvaceae. The record is from RefSeq and is a predicted model, not a curated record. The transcript has 7 exons. Gene Ontology annotation, biological process: lipid homeostasis.
CACAAAUACAAUGCAAUUUCCCCAUUCCCAUCUCCCCUCUUCUACCGAUCAAAGUCCCAAACCCCGUGCCCUCCUUCCAUUUCCCAUUCCCAUUUCCCCUCUUCCACCGAUCAAAGUCCUAAACCUCGUUCCUUUUUGCAUUAAUUGAAAAACAUUUGUUUUCUUGUCAUGGCCAUUUCUUUUUUGCAUUGAUUUCCUAUUGUCUUUCAAUUUCUUUUUCCCUUUUCCCCUUUAAACAUCCAGCUGCAUUUACGGUUGCUUCUUCAAAUCUGUAGAAUGUGCUUAUGAAUUGAUGAAUGAAGAAGGGACAAAACUAGGAGAAGGUACUCUUUCUACUAAGGUGAUAUUGUGAUUGUAAUAUAUGGCAGCAGUGCCUAAACAGACAAGUAUGGCUAUAAAGUCUUACAAAAAUCAGGCUCAGAUGUUGGUUAAGAAUUACUUAUUAGCUGAUCCUUUCGCUCCUUAUACUUCCAUCCUCGGUGGCAUUCUUGCUUUCAAAGUGGUCUAUGAUCUGGCUGACUUAAUCAACAACUUUUACAUCAAGACUUACCCUAGUCUUACUAAAAUUCAACGAGUAGAUUGGAACAAUCGUGGCAUCUCUAUAACUCAUGCCAUUUCUGUUUCUGCUUUGUCAUUGUACUUCAUUUUCUGGUCAGACCUCUUUUCUGACCCACAUCUUAUGGGUCUUAUGGUCUUCCGAAGCUCACAACUCUCUACUUUUGGAUUAGGGGUAUUUUCAGCUUUUGGAUUUGUGCAUAAGAUUACUACCUUGGAGAAGACAGUUGGAUUUCAGUCAGGGAUAUAUAUAUUGAAUGGGGACUGGUGCUAUUGAAGUAGGGGAGACUCCAUUUGACUCCUAUCCUAGUUCCUUUGAGGUACCAGGUGGCUAGGGGAGAGGGAGGCCAUGCCCUAGGCCGAUGGCCGGAAAUCUCGGAGGGUAGGUGUGCAAGUAGCUGCCAGAAGGACUAAACUGCAAUUGCAGCAAAACUUCUAGGGUCAAAAUGUAAUUUUAUGAAAAUUUAGGGUCAAAAUGUAAUUUAAAUAAAGUUUAGGGGUUAAAAUGUAAUUUCAAGAAAUUUUAAAGGUUGAAAUGUAAUUACAAGAAAGUUUAAGGGUUAAAAU